This is a messenger RNA of Grus americana (Whooping crane), 939 nucleotides long. RefSeq names its product ubiquitin conjugating enzyme E2 M (gene UBE2M). Bases 192 to 743 code for a protein of 183 amino acids. The transcript is spliced from 6 exons. Lineage: Eukaryota; Metazoa; Chordata; Aves; Gruiformes; Gruidae. The record is from RefSeq and is a predicted model, not a curated record.
CCUUCCCCUUCUCCCCGUUCCCCAUCGCCUCAGAGCCGCCGCCGCUUCCCGCUCCGGCUCCCGCUGCCUCCUGCGCCGCCGCCCGCCCCCUCCUCCCCGCCGGGGGGGGCCCCGCCCGGCUCCCGCCACCGCCGGGCCCGGUCCGGCCCGGCCCCCGCCCCCCCGGUCCCCGCCCGGUUCGGCCCGGCAGGAUGAUCAAGCUCUUCUCGCUGAAGCAACAGAAGAAGGAGGAGGAAUCGGCGGGCGGUACUAAGGGCACCAGCAAAAAGGCCUCGGCCGCCCAGCUCCGCAUCCAGAAAGACAUCAACGAGCUGAACCUGCCCAAGACGUGUGAGAUCGACUUCUCCGACCAGGACGACCUGCUGCACUUCCGCCUCCUCAUCUGCCCCGACGAGGGCUUCUACAAGGGAGGGAAAUUUGUCUUCAGUUUUAAGGUCGGCCAGGGCUACCCCCACGACCCGCCGAAGGUGAAGUGUGAGACGAUGGUUUAUCACCCCAACAUCGACCUGGAGGGCAACGUCUGCCUCAACAUCCUCAGAGAGGACUGGAAGCCCGUCCUGACGAUAAACUCCAUCAUCUACGGCCUGCAGUACCUCUUCCUGGAGCCGAACCCCGAGGACCCCCUGAACAAGGAGGCGGCCGAGGUGCUGCAGAGCAACCGCCGCCUCUUCGAGCAGAACGUGCAGCGCUCGCUGCGGGGGGGCUACGUGGGCGCCACCUACUUCGAGCGCUGCCUCAAGUAGCCCCUCCCCCCGCCCCUCCCCCACCCCGGCCCCUCCCCCACCCCCUCCCCCACCCCCCUUUCUCUCCCCCUCCCCGCCCCCCCCCUAUUUAUUGCCCCCCCGGGGGGGCGGGGGGGGGCACCCCCCCCUUUUUUCUUCUGCCCCCCCCCCUCCCCCCCCCCAGCGCUGCUCUGGCGGGUGAUUAAAGGGCGACAUA